Pogonomyrmex barbatus (red harvester ant) is the source of this 1252-nucleotide messenger RNA. RefSeq names its product sepiapterin reductase-like. The record is from RefSeq and is a predicted model, not a curated record. NCBI's taxonomy places the organism in Eukaryota, Metazoa, Arthropoda, Insecta, Hymenoptera, Formicidae. Gene Ontology annotation, biological process: tetrahydrobiopterin biosynthetic process. Gene Ontology annotation, molecular function: sepiapterin reductase (NADP+) activity.
ACUCACUCCACUGUUUAAUGAUGUUCCGUUAUUAUUAACUAAUGUUUACUAUAGAUUUUAGAUAGAAGGUUGUUCAGAGAGAUAAAAGAUCUCGCGAAAAAAGAUCUCGUAGCGUUAUUGUCAGUGGAGAAAGAGGAUUGCAUUACACAUUCAACCUUCGGGAAUAAUUCCCAGUUUGAGGAAGAAGCUGAAUUGGCAUCGAAUCCUUCGAUACGGCACACAGCUCCACUUUUGCAGGUGAAUUCUCAUAACAAGACAUUUUUCAGGCAAUCAAAGUGAUAGACCAAGAAAGAAAUAAUAAAGGACUUGCAAAAGAUUAAGUCAACAACAGAACAAUAUAUCACAACACAAAAAUAUAUCGGAACAAUAAUUAGCUUCCAUAAAUUUGCAACAUAAAGUUAAUUUAUAAUCAUGUCGACUGAAGCGUUUUCUGGCAAAGUUUUUUUACUGAUAACCGGUGCAAGCCGUGGUAUUGGUCGGCAAAUUGCGAUAACAUUUGGUUCGCUCUUAGAGGAAGGUUCUCGUAUGCUUUUAUUAGCGAGAGAUAAAAAUGCGUUGGAAGAAGUUGCUAAAAUUAUCCCUCCCAAAAUAAAAGUUUGUACCAUUAAUGCAGAUUUGUGUAAAGCAACUAAAACCGACUUUGAAAGAUUCAUAUCGGAAUGUUUGUGCGGUACUCCUUGCAAUGCAUUCGAUCAAUUGAUUGUAAUGCAUAAUGUAGGAUCGCUAGGUAAUAUCACUCAUACUACGAACAAGAUGCUAGAUAUCGACACUUGGAGACAACAUUACGAUCUGAAUUUGUUCAUACCUGCCAUAUUAAAUGCGGUGAUCAUGAAUAUAUUUGAUGAUAAAACUAUCAAGAAGACAAUUAUUAACAUUACUUCUUUAUUUGGUAUUCAAGCAAUAAAAGGCUUUGCUUACUAUUGCACGGUAAAAGCAGCACGGGAAAUGUAUUUUAAGGUGUUUGCUCUAGAAAAUCCCAAUGUUAAUAUGUUAAGUUACUCACCAGGACCCGUCGACACAAAUAUGUUUAAUUUCUUAUGCGAAUUUGCUGUUGAUCCCGAAACUAAGAAGAGAUUCUUAGAUGAAAAGCAAAAAAUUAUGUUGACUCCAGAGCAAACUGUCAAUCGUCUUGUACACAUUUUGGAAAAACAUAAAUAUAAAUCGGGUGAUCGUAUAAGUUAUUAUGAUAAUAUGUGAAGGAGAAAUAACGAGAUUACGAAGAUAAGAAACAAAGAAAAUGAAAUAUAAUAUG